GACACAACACGUCAAAAGUCAAUAUGUUUCUGUCAGUAGAAACCCGCACGUGGUGGUGUAGAUGUUUUUUGUAAAAAGUUUUUACAUAAAACUGAUCGCAUAUAAAAACCGGGAGAAUCAUGACGUUCUACAGUAAUCCGAAGCGCGACUACGUUCUGAAUCCGCGUGGAAAAGCACUUUACGAUGACUCAAAUCGUUUUGGCACAAAAAUGUUGGAGAAAAUGGGAUGGUCGAAAGGCAAAGGUCUUGGCGCUAAUCUUGAUGGUCAACUGGAAUUCAUCAAAGUGUCCCACAAAGGCGAUCAAAAAGGAGUUGGUUUCAAAGACCGUGACGAUCAGUGGACAACACACGAAAGUAAUUUCAAUUCGUUGCUGACUUCCUUCCAAUCGGCCGAAAAUUCCGACGAGUCAGAGAGUGAGGCCGUGCAACGUUUUCAAAGCACAGACAAAUCUGCUAAGUCCAAGAAAGAUGAAAACGAAAAGGAAGCAGUUUUCAGUGGUGUGUCGCUGGAAGAGCGAUCGAAAAACUCUCGGGCUCGAGUUCAUUAUAAAAAGUUCACCCGCGGCAAAGAUUUGGCCAGAUACAGUGAAAAAGAUUUGGCGAAUAUUUUUGGGAAGAAGUCACUUAAAUGUGAACCGGAAACAGAAUCCUCAACUCGUGAGAGCAACGAAGACGAGAAUUUGGAUAAAUCUUCAGAGAAUACUCCAAACUUCGGUAUCACCACCAUCGAAACGGGAACUACUAUUAACGAUUACUUCAAGAACAAAAUGAAACAAAUCGCCAAUGGUUCGAAAACGUCCUCAAAUGAAGAAGAUACGAACGUAGAAGCAGUUGUUUCCAGCAACAAAAAGGAAAAGAAACGCAACAAGAAAUCAAAAUCAUCCGAAAUUUCAGUACAAUGUCCUGAGACUGGUGAUAAUAAUCAGGGUACUAGUGAAGAAACUGCUGUUGAGGAGCAUCCUCCACUAAGUGGGAAAAGGAAGCACGACUUUGACAGUGCUGAAGGAUCGAAAUCAAGAAAGAAAAAGAAAUCCAUCAACGAAACCGUUGAAGCACUGGAUGUUGAGGAAGAAGCACCUAAGAAACCGAAAAAACGUAGAGGAGAAAAGGUACCGAACUCCAGUGAGGUGGAAACGGUUCAAACUGAUAAACCAAUGGAAAGCACCAGCGAAACCAUUACGAAAGCAGAUUGUGCAACUGUCAACGAGAACGAGAUUCGACGUACCAAGAAAAGUAAAAAGAGUAAAGGCGGUGAUGCUGAGGAGUCCCAGUCAUCGAGUAAAUCGAUCAACGAUAACCUUGAUAGUGAAAGUGCUGAACCGAAAAAUAAAAGUAAAAAAAAUCGUGAAAAUAAACAAAUCGAAAGCUGCUCCGAUACACCAACCGCAGGCGACCAGCAGUCUACCAAUUUGUUUGAAGUUGUAUCAAAUAUAAUCGACGAGCGAACUGCGCCGGAAGUAGUAACCGACAAUGUGUACGAAAUUCGACGGUAUCGCACUGAAAUAUUUCGGUUUGUCGAUCUGCAUGCCUUUCCCAACAGUACCUUGUGCGACAUACCCGGCUACGGAUACACAAACGAAAUGACUUUGAAAAUUGUUGAUAAAGGAGACGAUAACCGAUUGAUAAACACGUUGUGGAACGAUGCACUAGACAAGUAUGCCAGUGGUAAAAAGAAAAAGAAGAAAUUCGUUGAGCAUAUAGAAGGUUUAAAGAAGAAAAAUGUUUUUAAGAUUUGAUUUAUGUUUCUAAUUAAAAUCAGCUUUUUAACAAAGAAAACAAA
Messenger RNA from Bradysia coprophila, 1780 nucleotides. RefSeq lists its product as uncharacterized. Gene Ontology annotation, cellular component: nucleolus. Gene Ontology annotation, molecular function: nucleic acid binding; telomerase inhibitor activity. NCBI's taxonomy places the organism in Eukaryota, Metazoa, Arthropoda, Insecta, Diptera, Sciaridae. The record is from RefSeq and is a predicted model, not a curated record.